Molecule: messenger RNA, 2773 nt
Organism: Mugil cephalus (flathead mullet)
Lineage: Eukaryota; Metazoa; Chordata; Actinopteri; Mugiliformes; Mugilidae
Product: retinol dehydrogenase 10-like
Exons: 5
Coding region: 1158-2105 (315 amino acids)
Cellular component (GO): lipid droplet
Molecular function (GO): oxidoreductase activity, acting on the CH-OH group of donors, NAD or NADP as acceptor
Source: RefSeq, a predicted model, not a curated record
CAGAUGAAAGGAAUGUCUCUACGUAAUAGGUGGACCAGUCAUGGAUUAAACACUAAAAAUAAAGUGGUUCACUGUGAAAACUGUGACAGAGGUAAAAAUGAAGACAAUGUUUUUGUGAUCUUUUAUAUGACUUUUAUAAACAACAAGCUGUUUGCCAGCAUUAUUCCAAUACAGUUUAAUUUGAUAAUCAAACAAAUGCACAUGAGGAAAAGUAUCAAGGGUUUGAGGAAAGAUGUAAACCAAAAUAGACCUUCACCUGCACCAAAAUACACCAACACUGCAUAACUAUAUCGAUCUUCAGUGGCACCUUUACUAACAAACGCUUCUGUCUUGAGCUGAGUCCCUGAGUCUCUCAUCAUGAUUUUACACUCAAACUAUGACUAUGCAACAAUUAAAGAUGUUGCACAGCUGUCUUCGAAUAUAUUAAUGUCUGAGAUGUCAGGAAUGUCAGGAGUCAGGAGAACAACUGUGGUACUGUAUACUUUUAACUACACUUCUAAUAAUUGUUGAAGGACAUAUUUUUCCAAGUCAGGGACAGCAGUAAUCCUCAUCGUUUCCACACUAGUUGUGCUUCCUAAAGCUAUACUCUGAUGUAAGAAUUGGUGAUCUGCAUUUUACCCUCUGUGAAAAACACUACUCUUCAAUCAAAUAAUGUCUCACAAUUUACAUGUGUGCACCUCAAAUAUUCUGUAUGCUCAAAGAGGCCCAGAUUGAUGGUGAAUUUGUGGUAAGAAAGCAGCCGUGAGCCAUUUAAUUAAAUGUGAUCCAGGUCACAAGCAGCCAGACAGUUGCUCAGUUUAAAAAACAAAAGUUGAAACCAGGACACCAAUACUCAGAAAUAACUAAUCCAUCAUCUUCUCCAUCUUCAUGCACUAUUACAUGUGAGCUUUCUGUUCAGAGUGUUAUUCGUCUGGACUCCAAAAAUGUAAGACCAGCUUCUUGUCUUAAUCCCUGCUUCAGUCUUAUAUGAGCGAGUUAUGAAUGUGCACGAGUUAGUCAGUCAAAACGGCCCUCUAUUGGUGGUCACCGUCUCUCAGCGUCCUAAUCCGACACACACUAGUUAUAUAAAAUGAGCAUCCAAUCACGGCGUGGCGGUCUGCUCAUGCUGCUCUUCAGCUUCUCCUGGGCUCACAAGGACCAGGCUGCUCUGGAGCAUCAUGAUUUUUUUAGUGGACCUGCUGCUGAUGCUCAUCGACCUGACCUACUCCAUCCUGAGCGCCGUCGUCCAGACUUUCCUCCGGCCGAGGCUCAAGUGCAUUGAUGGGGAGCUCUGUCUGAUCACGGGCGCCGGGGGCGCGCUGGGUCGGCUGUUCGCCCUGGAGUUUGCCAAAGAGGGAGCGCGCUUGGUGCUGUGGGACUGCAACGCGGAUGCCAACGAGCAGACCGCCAAACUGGCCCGGGAGCUGGGAGUUGAGGUUCACACGUACACGGUGGACGUGUCCAAGCGUCAGUGCAUUUAUGAGACGGCGGACAGGGUGAGAGCAGAGGUCGGGCAUGUCUCUAUCCUUGUCAACAACGCAGGCGUGGUGGCGGGCCGGAGGCUGCUAGACUGUCCUGACGAGCUCCUGGAGAGGACUCUCCUGGUAAACUGCCAUGCGCUGUUUUGGAUGACAAAGGCCUUCCUGCCUCAGAUGAAAGCAAGGAACCACGGUCACAUCGUAACCAUUGCCAGCGCUCUUGGGCUGUUCAGCACCGCAUGUGUAGAGGAUUACUGUGCCAGUAAGUUUGGAGCGGUUGGUUUCCACGAGUCACUGACGCACGAGCUGCUAGCAGAGGCUCUGGACGGCAUCAAAACCACUCUAGUGUGCCCUUAUAUUGUAGACACGGGGAUGUUUGCAGGCUGUCAAAUCAGAAAAGAGAUGCGGAGUCUGAUUCCACCUCUAGAGCCUCUCUACACUGUGCAGCAGUCCAUGAAGGCCAUUUUGGCUGAACAGCAAAUGAUCUGCAUCCCUCGCAUUAUGUACAUCCCUUUCCUCACAAGAGCGUUGCUACCUUGGGAGGCAAACGUUGCAACGUAUCGCUUCAUGGGAGGUGACAAGUGCAUGCUGCCUUUCAUCAAGAACGUUGAAAUGAAGACGUCCAACGGCCAUAUCAAAUCGUCCUAAGCUUGUUCUGUCUUUCACUAAUGUUAAACAAUGGACCAAAGGCUCGUACUGUAUGCUCUAAAACACUGAAGGGACAGCAAAGUAUCUGGUCUCAUCUUUUUUUCCCUGGAGUUGUGAGAACUCCAGUUCAUUCAACCUUGUAUAGAUGUCUGAAGAUUCUCAGCCAUCCAGGUCAUGGUACAUCUAAAAUGAAAACAAGGGGCCUUACUUGAGUUUUCUUUAAGCUCAACCUCUGUACCAAUGAUACAUAACUAGUGAGGAGUGGCCAUUAUUAAACUUGAAGGGCAGAGGAUUGGGCCACAAAAAGGAAAUAUCUUCAAAUAAAUUAAGUUAGAUUAAAAAAUAUAUAUACGUGUUAAUACUGCAGACAGCAAAACAGAUCUAUACAAGUGCCUCUUUUUAUUCACAUAAACAAACAGUGCGGAAACAAAGACCAGACAUGAACAAGUCCAAGGGGAAACAUGCAACAGAAAAAUAUUAAGCAUCAUGUUUAGUUAUGUUUGACUACUGUCUCCAUAACCUCCAUAAAAAGGAAUUUGAACAUACAAAAAAAAGCACAUUGAAGAAAGCCCUCCCAUUUGAUUGAUGAUUCAAAAAUCCACAAUACUGUUCAAUUUUUUCUCUGCUGUUGCUGCUGAAAUAAAUUGCACCAGACCCUGAUAUCAAAA